Messenger RNA from Aphis gossypii (cotton aphid), 1933 nucleotides. RefSeq lists its product as uncharacterized. Gene Ontology annotation, molecular function: dolichyl pyrophosphate Glc2Man9GlcNAc2 alpha-1,2-glucosyltransferase activity. The transcript has 4 exons. The record is from RefSeq and is a predicted model, not a curated record. Gene Ontology annotation, cellular component: endoplasmic reticulum. Lineage: Eukaryota; Metazoa; Arthropoda; Insecta; Hemiptera; Aphididae. Gene Ontology annotation, biological process: dolichol-linked oligosaccharide biosynthetic process; protein N-linked glycosylation. Bases 249 to 1865 code for a protein of 538 amino acids.
GUUUAUCAUUCGUUGUCACUACGCCGAAGACACGUUCGACAUUUAAAAAUCAUCAGUAAACUAAGCUACGUAAGUCUUUGUCGUAAAACAGCUAAUUUGUAAUAUUUUCAAGUUGUCGAGUGCCUACGAGUGGGGCCUCUCAUUACAACGCGGUUGACUUUGCGUUCGUUGGCCCCGUCGAUUAUGUCGUCGGCAUCGCGAUCGAUAAUCGUUCGUACGGUUUGUAGGGUCCUCGCAUAGAUAUUCUGAUGGCCGUACCGAAGGCGGCUCGACGUGCACAAAAAUCACCGGCUCAGUACUCCAAGACGACGAUCGACAGUGGCUCGAUCCUGCCCGCCGUCGUUCUGUCUACCGUCACUUGGUAUUUGUUACAGUACGUAGUGCAACCGUUGUUCGGUCCCGACGAGUAUUAUAUUGACGAAGAAUUUCACGUGCCUCAAGCACGACACUAUUGCCGAGCAGAGUUUCACAAAUGGGAUCCAAAAAUAACUACACUACCUGGACUUUAUUUGUUGUCAAGUAUCGUGUUAGUACCUUUUAUGAAGGUGUAUGACACAAUACUCUCACUAUUUGGUAUAUUGGAUAAUGAUGUCCUUCGAAUCAAUGAUCCAUGUUCUUUGGUUGCAUUGCGGGCUGUAAAUGCAAUUGGAGCUCCAGCAUGCUUAUAUUAUGCAUACUACUGUUGUCAAAAACAUUUUUUUCAAAAUGAUAAUAAGAAAACAAAGACUGAAAAAUGGACUUGUAUGUUCUUGGCACUGAAUGUAGCAACAUUCCCGGUUAUCUAUGCCCCAUAUUCGAUGCUUUAUUAUACAGAUGCAUGGGCUACAGCAUCUGUCUUCUUAUGGUACUCCAGUCAUUUGAACAAUGAGACUCAUUUCUUGGUCAAAAUUAUAUUUGGUGGAUUUUCUGUCCUGUGUCGUCAAACAAACGUUGCAUGGUUAGUGUUUGUAUCCAUUAUAGAUGUGUGUCACUGUGCUGAGCAAUGUUUUCCUCGCAUAAAAAAUAAUGUUUCAAUAUUUUCUUAUAUCAAAGCUUCUAUCAUUGAACUCUACUAUUGCUGUUCAAUUACAAAAAAUAAGUCUAAGAAAUUAAUAGAAUUUUUUCAUAAAUGUUUACGUGUCACUUGCCCAAGUGUUAUAGUUAUUGUAUCUUUUGUUUUAUUUGUGAUUUUUUUGAACAACGGUGACAUUGUUGUUGGUGAUCGAUAUGCACAUAUUCCUCGUUUUCAUCCAAUGCAAUUGUGCUACUUUGUAAUAUUUGUAUUAGCGUUUUCAUUACCAUGGUUGCUAUCUCAGGCCUAUUAUAAAAGACAUAUUUCUAAUUCUAUUAACAAACAUUUUAACUUAGCUAAAUCUUUAAGUGAAAUUUACAAUAAUACAUCCAAAGUACUUGUUGUAAUCCUAUUAAUAAUAAUAUCUGGAUUAGUAUAUUUUAACACUAUAGCCCACCCAUACUUGUUGGCAGACAACAGGCAUUAUACAUUUUAUGUUUGGCGGCUAUUGUUCAGUCCUGGUAAACCAGUCUUUUUGAGAUAUCUACCAGUACCAUUUUAUGCAUUUGGUCUAUGGUUAAUGGAUAGAACAUUGAUGCAAUCGUCAAUUGCUUAUAGAUUGGCAUAUUGGAUAGUAACACCCCUUAUUCUUUGUGCUCAAUUUUUAUUGGAGCCUCGUUAUUUUGUCGUGCCAUAUCUUAUGUAUAGGUUACAUAGCAAUACACAUUUUAUAAACAAUCAUGCUUUUAAGGCAGCAUUCAUUGAAUUUAUAGCAUACCAAGUUUUUAAUUUUUUUAUUAUGAGGGUAUUUUUGUAUAGUCCUUUUAUUUCAACCAUGGAUAACACGGGUCGAUUGGAUCGCUUUACAUGGUGAUGUUUAUUGUUAAUUAUUACUAAAUGUUAAUCCAAACAUAUAUUUAAUUAAAAAUUCUACAUUAUUUA